GUCCCGCCCCUCAGCUGCUGCGGCGGCGGCUCCUCCUCCCGGCGGGCAGCCCCCGCUGUCACCGAGCGUGCGGGCCGGGCGGCGCGGAGAGCGGGUGUCCCCCUCCCCGGCGCCGCGUCCGCAGGCAGCCGGCGGGACCGGGCCGCCGUAGCCAUGUUGAGGCGGAUUUUGCAGCGGACUCCAGGCAGAGUUGGGUCUCAGAGCUCGGAUUCGGAUUCCUCUGCAGCCCCAGGAAAUGCAGUGGAUGUGAACAAUGAAAGUACUUCAGAGGGCUUUAUUUGUCCUAUGUGUAUGAAAUCUCAUGGAUCUGCUGAAGAACUUUUCAAGCACUAUGAAGUAGUUCACGGAUCUGGCAUCGAUUCAAGUCAUGGAGGGGAUGAGCAUCCUUCACCGAAAAGCAAUGAAAUAUCACUACUCCGACAAGAAGUCCAAGAUUUGCAAGCUUCACUUAAGGAGGAGAGAUGGUAUUCAGAAGAGCUGAAGAAAGAAUUAGAAAAAGUGCAGCGCCAGCAAGAAUCUAAGCCUGAUGGAGUGACAACUGCUGCAUCUACAGAAUCAUUAGAACGGCAACUUGAAGAGACCCAAGUAGAAAAUUUUAAUAUUAAGCAGAUGAAAGACCUGUUUGAGCAAAAAGCCGCACAGCUGGCUACUGAGAUUGUAGAUAUUAAGGCAAAGUAUGAUGAGGAAAUGAGUCUUCGAGAAAGUGCAGAGGAGAAAGUGACAAACCUGAUGCAAGAACUACAGAAAGAGAGAGCCAUAAUAGAAGAUUUAAAGACUGAAUUGCUGCAAAGGCCUGGUGUGGAGGAUGUUUCUGUUUUAAAGAAGGAGCUGAUCCAAGUUCAGACAUUGAUGGACAAGAUGACUUUGGAGCGUGAGAGAGAAUCAGAGAAGCUGAAAGAUGAGUGCAAGCAUUUGCAGGCAGAGUAUGCGAACUCAGAGACACUUACAUUUGAGGUCACCAUAAAUCAGCUAAGGGCUGAGCUUGCAAAAGGCCCUCAGGAGGUUGCUGUGUAUGUGCAGGAACAACAAAAACUUCAAAGUUCAAUUAAUGAAUUAGCACAGAAAAACCAGAGUCUGACAGAAAAGCUGCUGAAGAAAGAACUUGAUUACACCCAGUUAGAAGAAAGGCACUAUGAAGAAUCAGUGAGUAAAAAAAAUAUGCAGGCAAGCCUUCACCAAAAGGACCUGGACCUGGAACAGCUUCGAGCAAGGCUGUCUGCCUCUGAAGCCUCAUUGCAGAGAUUACAGACAGAACUGGGUGAGAAGGGGGAAGCAAGCCACAAACUUAAGGAAGAAUUGUCAGAAAUAGAGACAAAGUAUCAGCAUCUCAAGGCAGAGUUUAAACAGCUACAACAGCAGAGAGAGGAAAAAGAACAACAUAGCCUACAACUGCAGAGUGAGCUUAAUCAGUUGCACAGUAAACUUCUGGAGACAGAACGCCAGCUAGGGGAAGCACAUGGUCGACUUAAAGAACAGAGACAACUCUCUAGUGAAAAACUGAUGGACAAGGAACAGCAGGUGGCUGAUCUGCAGUUAAAACUUUCUCGUGCUGAAGAGGAGCUAAAGGAAAAAGCAGCAAAUUGCACCGAAUUACAGCAUCAGUUAGAUAAAGCAAAACAGCAGCAUCAGGAGCAACAAACUCUUCAGCAAAGCACUACAGCAAAACUCCGAGAAGCCCAGAAUGAUUUGGAACAAGUACUGCGUCAGAUAGGAGAUAAGGACCAAAAAAUUCAAAACCUUGAGGCCUUGCUACAAAAGAGUAAAGAGAACAUCACCAUGUUAGAAAAAGAAAGAGAGGACUUGUAUGCGAAAAUUCAAGCAGGGGAAGGAGAAACUGCAGUUCUUAACCAGCUGCAAGAGAAGAAUCAUACUUUGCAAGAGCAGGUAACUCAGCUAACAGAAAAGCUGAAGAAUCAAUCGGAAAGCCAUAAACAAGCCCAAGAGAAUUUGCAUGAGCAGGUGCAAGAGCAGAAGGCACAUCUGAGAGCUGCUCAAGACCGUGUGCUCUCCCUAGAAACAAGCAUUGGUGAACUAAAUAGUCAGCUAAAUGAAAGCAAAGAGAAAGUAUCCCAGCUUGAUUUACAGAUAAAAGCAAAGACCGAAUUACUGCUUUCAGCAGAAGCAUCAAAAGCCGCUCAAAGAGCAGAUCUUCAGAAUCAUUUGGACACAGCCCAGAAUGCACUGCAAGAUAAACAACAAGAGUUAAAUAAGGUCAACACUCAGUUAGAUCAGGUUACAGCUACGCUGCACGACAAGCAAGAAUAUUGUACACAGCUGGAAGCCAAUCUUAAAGAGUAUAAAGAGAAACGUCUUUAUUUAGAACAGAAAACGGAGGAGCUAGAGGGACAGCUUAAGAAACUUGAAGCUGACAUUCUUGAGGUUAAAGCAAGCAAAGAACAAGCUCUUCAGGAGCUACAACAGCAACGGCAGCAGUGUACAGAACUAGGCCUCAGAACAACAGAACUGACUAAACAGCUUGAAGCAGAAAGAGAAGUUGUAUCUAGUACUAAAUUGGAUUUGGAGAAGAAAUCUGAUGCCCUGGAACAAGCAAAACAGCAAAUAUCAAAGCAAGGGGAAGAAAAAGCAAGCCUUAAACGGGACCUUGAGAAAUUAAAUCAAGAGACAAAUAAACAACGUAAGGAACUAGAUGGCAAGAUUCAAGCAGCAACAUCAGAGCUGCAGAAAAUGAAGUUGGAGAAAGAAACUUUAUUGAAAGACCUUACAGUUACGAAAGACAAAUUAUCAAAAACCAUUGAAUCCUUGAAGGAUAUAAAGGAUGAAUUGGAAAAGGAGAAACAGAAAGGAAAAGCCGCUGUAGCAGAAAUGGAAAAAUCUUGCCAAGAAACUAAACACCAGCUUCAAGUACAGACAGAGUCUGUAGCUAAAGAACGGAAUGAGUUGAAAAACUCACUGGAAAAACAGGAAGGGAUUUCUAAGCAGCUGACAAUUGAGCUUGAUUCGGCACGAGGACAAAUACUGGAGAUUCAGGGUGUCCUAAAAGAGCAGGAAAAGAAUGAGCAGCAUCUCCAAGGAAAGCUGAAAGAACUGAAGGAAUCGUUUGAUCAGAAGAAAAGGCAAACUGAAACACAGCAAGCUGAAUUAAAAGGUGCCCUUUUAGAAAAGGCAGAACUAGAGAAUAAAUUACAGCAGCAGGUAACAUUAUCCGCACAGGAGCUUAAAUCAGAGAAAGGAAAACUAGCAGAGCUACAGAAGAUCCAUGAAAAAGAUCAGGAAAAUAUGAAAGAACUUCAGCUGGAUCUUUAUGGUAAAGAAUCUGAGCUGUUGGCAACAAGGCAAGAUCUUAAGUCCACAGAGGAGAAACUUGCUCUGGCUCAGGAGGAAUUAGUUUCAAACAGAAAUCAAAUUGGUAACCUUAAUCAGUUGAUCCAAGAACUUAAGACUAUAAAGGCUACUCUGGAGCAGGAUGCAUCAAAGAAAGAACAGCAGCUGAAAGAACAGAACAAAAUGUUACAGGAAAUCCAGAAAGACAAGGUUUUGAAAGAAAAAGAUUUGGCUAAUGAAAAAUCUAAAACAACAGAGCUCCAGGAAAUAAAGAGUAAGCUGGAAAAAGAUAGUACUAAAUUGAGUGAAGAGCUUAGGACCUGCAAGCAAGAAUUUGAGAAGGAGAUGACAAAUCUAAAGGAUGCGAAGCAGCUAUUGAUUCAACAGAAAUUAGAGCUGCAGGGCAAAGUAGAUAACAUGAAUUUAGCUCUUGAACAGGAGAAGAAGAAUCAGCAAAUUAUCAAAGAUCAGCUGAAAAAAAAAGAGGAAGAACUGAAGAAGGAAUGUGUUGAGAUUGAAACUAAACUGCGCACAGAGAUAAAAGAGAAAGAAGAAGAAAACAGAAAACGUGAGGAGGUGGAAGCCAAGCUCACCAUGCAGAUCACAGCUCUGAAUGAAAAUCUCGCUACAAUGAAGAAAGAGUGGCAGAGCAGUCAAAGGAGGGUCAGUGAGCUAGAGAAACAGACAGAUGAUUUGCGUGGGGAGAUUGCAGUUUUAGAAGCAACAGUACAAAAUAAUCAGGAUGAGAGGAGAGCAUUGCUGGAGAGGUGUAUUAAAAGUGAGGGAGAAAUUGAAAACCUUCAAGCCAAACUCCUGGAACUGAAAAAAAAGCUGGACAAUACAACUGCAGCAAUGCAAGAGCUAGGCCGAGAAAACCAAUCGCUACAGAUCAAACACACACAAGCCCUAAACAGGAAAUGGGCAGAAGACAAUGAGGUACAGAACUGUAUGGCCUGUGGGAAAGGCUUCUCAGUGACAGUCAGAAGGCAUCACUGUAGACACUGUGGAAAUAUCUUUUGCGCUGAGUGCUCCGCAAAGAAUGCCUUAACUCCUUCUUCUAAGAAGCCUGUCCGUGUCUGUGAUACUUGUUUUAACGACUUGCAAGGAUAACUGGUUAUCUCAAAUGGCACUUAAACGUUACGCUAGAAUUAGAAUUUCUGUUGAUGCACUUCGUACAGCACUCAGACUACUAUUCAGUUUGAACAAUGAUUGUAACACUUGCAAAAUUGAGUAUAUUUUAAAAUGUUUUAUCGAUACUAAGUAAAACUAUUGUAUUUUUUGUGAGACGGGCUCAGAUCAUCCUCAGCUUAUUGCCAUUUACCCAGGAAAGAGCUUUUAUGGCUACGUUAGGAACACCCAGUUAUUUGUAAAUAAAGUUCAAACAGAGAAGUAACAAUGUAUUUUUUUAAUCUUUAAUUUUUGUGUUCAGAAGAAACAUGUACGUGAUACUGCAGUUUUUGUUUCUUUCAAAACAGUAAGUUGCAAAAAUUUGCAAGGAUUUUGUGUAUCAAAUAUUGCUGUUUCAGUGGCAUAAUUACAUUUUAAUUGUUGCAUUUGAUUGCAUAACUAACAUUCUUUUAAAUCCCCUAGUAAUUUCUUUAGGAGUUUUUCUCCUCUCUUGCUCUUGAAUUUUUCUCUCUAAAGCUCCAACCCUGCAAUGGGGGCAAACACCUGUACCCACAUGGAACCCUGCUGACCUGCAUGGGGCUGUGUGUGGACACAGCAGUCUGGCCACAUAGAGCUUAUUGCAAUAUCAGUGCCUAAAUCAUUGCCCAGCUACAGCAUUUGGAUAUUGGAGUAUCUUUACACGUACUGUAAGGUACUAGCAUUUGUACAGACAAGCUAGAAACAGGACUGCAAGUUUGGUUUCUGUUCUAGGAAUAAGCAACAGAGGGUCCUGUGGCACCUUUAAGACUAACAGAAGUAUUGGAGCAUAAGCUUUCGUGGGUGAAUGCCCACUUCAUCAAACGCAAGCUUAUGGUCCCCACGAAAGCUUAUGCUCCAAUAAUUCUGUUAGUCUUAAAGGUGCCACAGGACCCCCUGUUGCUUUUUACAGAUUCAGAUUAACACGGCUACCCCUCUGAUACUUGUUCUAGGAAUGUUGCAUAAAGCUCUCCCAUAUUGAUUUAUAGAUUUGUUGAAUAGAAUAUAACUUUCUAGAUUUUCCUAUCUGUGGACAUAUAAAAAAAUUAUCCUCCAUUCUAUUCUUUUUCUUUCCCUAUUAACCAUAGAAGCCCUUAAAGGUCCUUGGUUGGUCUUUGAGGAACACCCAACUGUCCUAUGCUAGGUUUCCUACUCAUGACAUAUAUUUGGAGACUCAAGCAUUUUAUAUGAUCUUCUUUUUGUCCCCCACAUUAACUGGAAGAGGUUGGGAUUACUCUCUCCCUAACUGACUUGGUCUUUCCACUGCUUCUCCUGAACCUGUGGUGCUGGCAUUUUUCUUAAUCCUGGGUCUUUCUUGGUACAAUAGUUUCAUGAUUUGGCUUGCUCAGAAUGGUGGUUGAACCUGCUGCUGUUUUAUUUAUAUACAAAACAGUCAGACUUAAUUAAGAGGUGAGGAUACGAUUUUAGACUUCGUUACUGUCAUAUUUUCUUCUCCCUACUUGUGCUGGAGGAGUUUUUAAAAGCGAUGCAUAUAUGUACCUCUCUUUGUUGUGUAGGCAGAAAAAGUAAAAUGUACAUACCUGUAAUUUUUCCUUCUCCGAAGUGGGCUCCUGCUGCUCUAUGAUCCAUUGCAACUGGAUUAUUCCUCAUCUUCCAGACCCAUUGCCUCUCUAGCUCCCCCGCUAACUGCCCAAGGUAAAAAGACUAACUAUAAGUUCUAAUGAAUAAAUAUUAUGAAAGAUUAGCCAUCUCCAUUCAUGCCAUCUUAUCGAAGGCAUGAAUUAACAACCUCAGAAAUGGUAGUGUAACCCUCAGUUUAUUGAGCUCUCCGGCCUCAUGGGUGUGAAGACCCUGCUGCUUCUACGGCAACAGCUUUUGCAUCUGCCCCAUUCUAUAUGACCUGCCCCUUGAAGAGAUAGGGAAUGUUUUUAAAACAAACAAACCCGCUAUCUGCAUAUUUAUAGAGGCAGGUAUUAAGGGGGGGAAAGAGUAAAGUUGGGCAUGAGCACUCAUGCUUGAAGUCCCUUACUCAUGCAGUAAUACUCUGUGAGCUUUAAAGCCUUUUUUUUAAAGUGGAUUUACAGAUAUACAACAAAAUUAUGUACUCUCCUUCCUUAAUGCAAGAUCACAGACCUGGCAGGCUGGUGGUCUGAGCAACUGGACACUCUCAGCAGUGUUGCUGGCAGGCCAGGCCAAUAUGGUACGCAUGAAGGGAAAGUGGAAGGAGAAAAAUUUAGUUCCACCUCUGCCUGUAGAUUCCAGCUGUCAUUGGUAAGAAAAACAAUUGGCUGGUGUAGUACAAAGGCAGGUGAGGUAAAACCCACUGACCUAAAGGAGGCCAGACAGGAAAGAGAAGAUUUAUUGGCAGUGGUAGGUUAGCAGAGAGAGGCCAUGCUGCAUAAACCACAUGUGAAGGAGCUGAAAGGGGGAAUAUAGUCAGUGCUCAGAACCCUCAGGCUGCUCUGAUAUAGUGGUGACUGGUAAUAAAUAUGGUGAAUCUGAGCCAUUGGAGUGGGGAUUUUUUGAAACUAGUUAACUGUAGGAGUCAGAACUGCCCUCAGGGAGAGGGGGCUGACAGAGGGGGGGAAGGGCUGCAGGAUGCCAAGCACAAGAAGAACUGGCUAAGGCUUUUUCUGGAACAACCUUGCUGGUUUCCUGCAGACUCUUGUUGUCCAAGAUCCUUCAUCUACUAGGAGGCACCAAGGAGAAAGAGAAAUAUAAAAAAUUAUAAUGGAAAAAAAGCUCCAACUGGAGAUAAAGACCUGGAGGAAGCUUCUGUGAGCAGAUUUGAGACACUAAAGAGUUAGAGAGGCAGUCACUUUUAUGAGUGACUUCACCUGCUGGUACUGGUAUGUGAUGCUAAAGGGAGAGAGGUGUGUGGGGUUUUGUUUGUUUGUUUUUUGUUUUUAAAGAGAACCCCUACCCCAUCCCACCCCGGUUCUUGGAAGAUACGAACUAACCCAGUUGUAAUGGAUCCUGGAGUACCAGGUGCUCAUUAGGAGGAAUAAUUUUGUCACUCUUUGAAUGACUUAGACUAUUGAGAUCAUCUCACUGGAAAAUCUUUUCUUAGUGAAGUAGGAAAAGAUUUUUGGAAACAAAAAUGUGAAGUAGCUUUUUGCAGAUUAUUGCCAAAAAUGAUUGCCAUUUGCCAAACUGUUGCUUGACAUAAAAGAAGUGACCCCUAAAGCAGAAUAUUCUCCAGAGCGCAGUAGGGGCCCCAUGAAACUCAAGUACUUUCUAGUUUGUUAAUGUAAUUUAAAUGCAAUAUGGGAAUAAAUGCUUCUUACAACAUUUGAAAUUUCUGACAAAUACCUGGAGAUAGAAAGGAAAAUGCUGGAGCUUAAGCCCAGAAGGAAAAUAAACAUUGUCUAGAGUGAUGAGUGAAAGCUCUAUAAUGACACUAUGAUUGGAAGAGGUUGAGAACUGAUGAAUUAAUUCAUUGCAAACUCCGAAAACCUCUGGAGGAGUAGGAAAUAGCAUUGUCACUUGCACUAUGCACUUUUUUCUUUCUAGUAUAACUGAAUAUAAUAUACAAUAAAUGGAAUGGCAAUUUUGAAUGCAUAGAUGUAGUAAUCAAUCCACAGUGGGAGGUAUUCUUAGCUGGAUUGCUCAUUGAACUAUAUAACUCCCCUUUGUUAAGGGGAGUUGCACUCAUAAUUUCUCUGCACCCUAGGGGAGCAUAACCCAAGGACACACAUAACAAAGGAAUUGACAUGGUCUUUAAAAAGCACGGCUGUGUUUAUAAAGCUGUAUCUUAAGAUUUAAAAUGAUAUAUGAAUUGUACAUAUUUAAAAAAAAAAAUCAUGCCAAUCGGUUUUCAUUCUCCAAGUAGGAACUCUUGUACUCACCUUAGGUUAUAGGGUAAGUUUGAAACUAACAUAUAUACACAGUUACACCAGAAGUCACUAAAUGGUUUACUUUUCAGAAAUAGUAAUAACAGAAAAGUAAAAUCCUUGUAGAGAAACAUGUACCUUUAUUUGUCAGUCCCCCCCCACCCCCGGGCUCUAAAUAAAGCCAUUUGCAUUUUUAGAGAGAGGAAACAUAACACACCACUUACAUUAAGAUUUUAAGAAAACAAAGAGAUUUACUAGUAGUAAACAUUAACCAUUUCUUUCUUUGUCCACAGCAUACCAUAUUAUACUAUGCACUCAUCAUACAGCAGGUUCAUGAGUAUCUUUUCACUGGAUUACAUAGAGUACAUUCGAAGAUAUUAAAUGGGAAAACUCUCUGGUGUUAACCCUCUCUGAACAGUGUUGUUUUAGAAGCAAAACAUUUGGUGAAGUUUCCUCUCCCCCCUCCUCCCAAAUUUAAAAAUCAAACCCCAGUCUUUUUUGCAUGCCUUUUGGGGUGGGGUGGUUAGAGGGGUGAAGAGAGCGGCUUGUGGAGAGUACGUUUAUUGUUUAUAUGUCAACGGGCCAGUGCUGGCCGGUCCAGAGGCUCCUGCUGUUGGCUCUAUUGCAAAGUACUUUGUUGUAUCACCUUGUUAAAUCCCAACUCCUGGCACCAAAGGGAUAUUAUAAGACUGUCUCACUGGGUUAGUGAAUACCGGAACUUUUUAUAGAAAUGUGUCCAAAAUGCUGCUUGUAUAGGAUUUGUCACUUUUGUAAGAAAAUAAAAUAAAAUAAAAAAAAAUCCAGCCCACCACUCGAUGCCAUAUAUGAUUUUAUUUAAACUACCUCUCAGUGUGUAAUUCAACCAAGUAGUCCAAUUUAAUAGGGUUUCCUCACUGUAGUGUUAUGUAACAGUUAUAGAGACUGCCAAAUUUGCAAGUGUCUGUCACCAAAAAAAACCAAAAAAAUAGUCUUUUAGUCUUUUGUGUAUGUUUAAACAGUAUCCACUAAUUUCUAAUUAUUGUAGACUCGGUCGUUCUUUUUUACCUCUGUAGUUUUAAUCCUACAACUCUAGCAGUUGGAGAGGAAAUAAAUCACUACCACAAACUUUUAUAGUUAUGGUCUGUUGGGUUACAACGGUUGUAUAGGGAGCUUUGUCAUAGCAUCAUCCACUAAUUAACCCACUCUUAAUUUAGCCUUUUUUCCCCAGUACUCUAGAUAUGAACUUCAUGAAUGGAUUUCUGUAAUGGAUGCGUGCUACAAAUUAUAUUGCCUCGUUUGCCUCUUUUCUGAAUUUUAAUGAUCAGUUUAUUAUCGUUGCAGAUGUGAAUAUUGGGCAUAAAAUUGACUAAUUUUCUGUGUAAUUGUAUAAAAUAGAAUUGAAAAAAAGCUUUGUUUUUAACCCACUAUUUAGAGAUAAUGUAUUACGUUUGCCUUAUGAUGCAGUUUUACCUACGGAACACUGCACUUCUUUUAAACUGGGUCAUACACUCCUAAUGGGCAUACUACAAAACUUACGUAUGUGUAGAUAGACUUUGCAUGAACAUUUUUUCAUCAACUUGAUUUUUAAGUCUUACUUUCAGUGUUGUGUUUACUAAUUGUGAUCAUGUAGUUGUGCCUUAUAUUGUGAAAGAGUUUAGUCCAGUAUGCACUGCAAUUUCUAAACUCUGCAAUUGGGUGAUGACUAAGGUUGUGGACAAGAAAAUGAUACCAUGCAUCAACUAAUUCUGUAUAAAGUAUGAUGGACAGAUGCUUGUUGAAAUGUUACUUUUGUUUUCUAAUCUGCUAAAGGAAUGAUAAUAAAAUUAGAUCUUUCUAAUA
Messenger RNA from Chrysemys picta bellii (western painted turtle), 10037 nucleotides. The record is from RefSeq and is a predicted model, not a curated record. Lineage: Eukaryota; Metazoa; Chordata; Testudines; Emydidae.